Messenger RNA from Phytophthora sojae, 3744 nucleotides. RefSeq lists its product as hypothetical. NCBI's taxonomy places the organism in Eukaryota, Oomycota, Peronosporomycetes, Peronosporales, Peronosporaceae. The transcript has 4 exons. Bases 1 to 3744 code for a protein of 1247 amino acids. The record is from RefSeq and is a predicted model, not a curated record. Gene Ontology annotation, molecular function: protein binding.
AUGGCCCGAAAAGCUUUCGCUUAUGCAGAGCAUUGUGGCAUCAAUGUCAUGGCGCUUCUGCUUGAUACAGGGUCUGGAGAGGCGCUGGAUCCACCUCUUGUGGAGCUACUGAGACCUGAAAGCGUCAUGAGCUCUGUGUGGGAAGAAGCCUACGAUGAGGCCUCUGGACGCGCCUACUACUUCAACCGCCUCACGGGAGAAACCUCGUGGACACUGCCCGGUGAACCAACGUCGGAGGCUGCGGCUUCCGCUACCGAGAGCGCGUGGCAGCAGAGCUUCGACGAAGCCUCGCAGACCGCCUACUACUACAACAUUUAUACGGGCGAGACAUCAUGGACACUACCGGAAGAGGCUGGGCAAGAGACAGAAGAUGUCGACCUCUCCUAUCUCGUCUUCGCCGUGGUGCGUCUGCAGUCCAUGUUCCGUGGAUUCAGAGACCGCAAGCGAGUGCGCCGCCUCGUGAAGGCUCAGUACCAGUGCAGCACGGACCCCGACACUGGGAAGACGCUGUACACCCACUUGAAGACGAACGCUUCAUCGUGGACGAAACCUGCUCUGUUCGGGCUACUUCAUAUCCCCGAUGACGGAGGUGCCCAGGAAGAAGACGAUGAGGACGACGAUGCAGACGACGACGAUGACGACGACUUUGAAAGUUUCCAGCAGGAUGCUGCGCGUGACGCUGAGGAGGAAGGAGAGAUCACCGCGGCACUCACUCAGAACGACGGUGGGGACGUCGAACUGGACGAAGCGACCAAGAGGAAGCAGCAGCGUAAAUACCCCCGCUCCAAAGCCCAGCUGAUCGUCGACGCUGCGGAAGAUGCUGGGUCAAACGCCCAGCUCCUGGAUAUGAGCGGCCUGGACGCGUGGAAGCUCUCCUCUCGCAUCUGGAACCUGCAGUUCCUCAAGAAAUUGGUCUUGUCGCACAACUGCUUGACGCGCAUCCCGUCCGGAAUCCAGGACUUGAUCCACCUCGAGGAGCUCGACGUGAGCCACAACCAGCUCACGCGUCUCCCGUCCUGCCUGCAGACAACGACGACGCUCACAGAGAUCCGAGCGUCGCACAACUUCAUCCAAGCAUUCUCCCCCAAGCUCUGGAAACUUCGCGAGAUCCGCUACCUCGACCUCUCGCACAAUCGACUCAAGGAGCUGCCGUACGUGGAAGGAGACUUGAAGCUGCUCCGAGAAACGAGGGAGUGGCAGGUCGGCGUGGGCUUGUUGGCGAGGCUUGAAGUGCUGCUUCUGAAUGACAAUCGGCUCGUGGAAGUGCCCAAGUCCAUCGAAAAGUGCAGCGAGCUCACGCUCUUGGACUUGUCCAACAAUCAACUCACCGCAUUAAGAGACGAGAUCCCAGCACUCGCCUCGCUGAAACGACUGGUGCUGCAUCACAAUGCUCUGCGCUCGUUACCAGAAGCCAUUGGCAACCUCUCCUGCUUGGAGGAGUUUGAUCUCGCUCAUAACCGACUGCUAACUCUCCCAGAAAGCAUCGGGGCCCUGCACAAGCUCGAAAUGCUUCUCCUCUUCUCCAACCAGCUGAGACUGCUGCCCAAAGAGUUCGGCGCGCUGAGCCAACUGCGCCACCUCAACCUCGACAACAACCCGAAGCUCAUCAACCUCAAGGACUUUUUCGGGCACUUGUCGAGCGUCUCGUUCUUUUCUGCGUCGUCGUGCGGCAUCGUCACGUUCGAGUCGUUGGACUUCCUCAAAGACUCGCCCGUUCGGACGCUCCGACUGCGACAGAACGCGCUGCUCGAGUUCCCGCUGCUCAUCGGCCACGCAGCGAUGCAAGACACGCUUCAAGAGCUCGUGCUGGCUGGCAACCACCUCUCACAAGUGCCACUGGCUGUGUUACUGUACUGCAGCCACCUGCAGCACUUGGACCUCUCGAACAACUCGCUGCGCGUUCUCCCCACUGAAAUCGCCCACCUGCGCAGGCUUAAGGUCUUGUACCUCAGCACGAACGAGUUGCAGGAGCUGCCUGACGAACUGACGCAGCUUCCUCGCCUGCGAGAGCUCACGUGCGACCACAACCAGUUGGAGAAGCUGCCUCUGCGCGUCGGGAACCUAUCGCAGUUGAUAAAGUUGAAUGUGUCCUUCAACCAGCUCCGCUCCUUGCCAACGUCCGUGAUGGAGCUGACGCACUUGCAGUCGCUGUAUGCCAGCGACAACUUGCUGUCUGGUCUCCCGCCCGCAAUUUCCCGUGUGAAUUGCUUCUGCGAGUUUUCCAACAACCCGUUCACUGCUCUGCAGCAUCAGCAUCAGCAGGACCGCCGAAGUCGCCUCGCUCGUGCCUCUAAACUGAUUGACGCUGGGGACUUUGACAAAGCAGAAGAGCUCUUGUCAACGCUGAUAGACGAAGUGAAGGCCCUUCCUCAUGUUGACCAAAACCACGAGAGCUCUCAACUCCACUACAGACGUGGAGUGUGCCGCUUCAUGCUUCUCAAGCGAGCGAGACAAGCGAUCGACGAAGUCUCUACUGUGAUUAGCGCUUGCGAGCAGGAAAUGCACGGGGCUGAGCUCCUUCGCGCUCGUCAACUGCGACUGAAGUCGAAGCAGAAGAAAGCGCACGACCAGCAACCGGAAUCGCCAAAGCUCCACUCGGACAACAGCAACGAGUUCCAGCCUGAAGAUUCGGUCAAAGAAACUUACACGAAGGCUGCGAACAAGCGCUUGCAAGCCAGACAAGACCACGAACGUCUCGGCAGUGGAGCAUCGAAAGACUUCCAAGUGGCGAUAGAGUUCGAGUGCCCAGAGCUCGCAACCACUUAUUACCUCAAAGGGCUCGUCCACAUGGUGCUCCAUCAAUAUCCUGAUGCCGUCGAUAGCUUGACAAGGGCGCUCAAGUGUGUCCAUGCUCCACUUCCAACCCUCGAACCCACAGACAACCAGCAGGAAGCCAUCGCCGAAGAUGAAGCAGCCCACUUACCAACCAUCCCCGAAGCAAGCGUGCAGCUCUUCUUGCGUCGAGCUGAAGCAUAUCGCGGCCUUGGACAACUACCGUCGGCGAUUGCAGACUUGCGCCACGUUGUGUCCCACUACCCGAUCCAACGCGACGUCACUGCUGUUACGACGCUCGAGAGUGAGUAUCUUCAGGCCUGGGAGGCUGAACAAGCCGCCUGCGCCGUUGACGACGCCGCGUUGCUUCGUGCCUUCAAUAUCGAGGCUGCAUCCGGUCUUGCUCGACGGCCUGAAGUCUUGGACAUUCACGCUGAAGCUCUCGCCGCCGCUACAGCAAAAAAGAAAGCCGGUAGUAACAAGAGCUCAGCCACCACUACUAAGCGUUUGCCACCGGCCGAACGUUUUCGACUCGACUGCGAGGCACACAUCGAGGCGCUUCAAGUGGAGCGGAAACAAGGUCGCGCCCCAUUCGAAGAGAUCAGCGCCCGAAGUCGCGCGUUCCUGGCCCGAGCUCGCGACUUCAAACGCGAGAUCCGCGCGAACCUGCAGAUGGAAAUGGAGGAGACCCAGCAACGCCACAUCGAGCGAGAAAUCGCGCGCGAAGCCGAGAGGAGGCGCCUGGAGCACCAGCGCGAGGUCGACGAGCGGAUGUCCAUGAAGUACGAGGACGAGUGGAUGCGCUGGUUCGUGAGCGAGGAGCUCCGCCUUGAAGACGAGCGACGGCGUUGCGCGGAAGAAGCUCAACGUCGCGCGGACGCCAAAGUCGCGUACGCUGCCAGACUCGCUAAACGCGGGGGCAAGCGGCAGGCGGCUGUGGGUCAACGCGGCAAAGGCAACUCGAGGCGCUGA